AUGUCAGCUUCCUGGAAGCAACAACUUAAUGCCCGAAAUCUACCGAGACCCUCAGCUCCGCUAGAUGUUGACCAGACAGACAACGCCCCCUCAAUAUGCAGCGCGUCACAGCCUUGCAUCAAACCCAGACAGCUUGAAGAGAUAAAAGCGGAAUAUCGUCUUCAGAACUAUAUCCAAGUGUGUGCCUGUAUGGAGCAACACGUGAAUGAUAAGAGAAGCGAAUUAACGAAUCAAAACUUCUCCAGACGUACUCACCAUGUACAAGAUUGGAUUUCUGAGUCGUACCAACAACAGUCUCAGAGUGGAACCUCGAAAAAGUCAAUCCACGUCACUCCAGAGGAUGAAAGCAGGGAAGGCCGUGCUCAUGCUAGCAACGACCAAUCAGGACAGAGGAUAAAAGAUCAGCCAAUGGAAUCGUUCAACGGAACAAACAAUCUUGAUCGA
Messenger RNA from Opisthorchis viverrini, 444 nucleotides. RefSeq lists its product as hypothetical. The annotation marks the transcript as partial. The transcript is spliced from 3 exons. The record is from RefSeq and is a predicted model, not a curated record. Lineage: Eukaryota; Metazoa; Platyhelminthes; Trematoda; Opisthorchiida; Opisthorchiidae.